This is a messenger RNA of Microplitis mediator, 1739 nucleotides long. RefSeq names its product membrane-associated progesterone receptor component 1-like (gene MSBP). The record is from RefSeq and is a predicted model, not a curated record. Gene Ontology annotation, cellular component: membrane; endomembrane system. The coding region runs from base 191 to 793 and encodes 200 amino acids. Lineage: Eukaryota; Metazoa; Arthropoda; Insecta; Hymenoptera; Braconidae. The transcript has 3 exons.
CAUGUACACCCAAAGAAAGUAAUAUAGUAUGUACAGUUAUAUAUUUACUUAUAAUCAUAUAGACUUUAAAAGCGUGUGUGUCGUGUCGUAUUAUCGUGUGUGUUGACAUAAAAUUUUAAGUUAAACGUUGUUAUUUAUUCUGAAGAAAUUGGCAAAAGAACGCGCGGCAUCAACCAAGAUAGUGGUCAAAAUGGCUGAGCCUAGUGUUUCGCCGGCUUCUGGCUCAUCAGAUUCAUCUGAAAUAACACAAGAGUCAUUUAUAUCGAAUUUUAUUUCGGAAAUAGUUAAAAGUCCACUUAAUAUAUUUCUUGUUAUUGUUAUUGCAUUUUUAGUUUAUAAAAUAUUUCGAAGUAAAACUCAACCAGAUCCACCGGUACAAGAAUACAAGCCAUUGCCGAAAAUUCGUAAAGAUUUUAAUGUUGAAGACUUAAAACCAUACGAUGGCAGGGGACCAGAUGGACGAAUUCUUGUUGCUGUUAAUGGGAGUGUGUAUGAUGUUACCAGAGGCAGUAGAUUUUACGGACCCGAUGGACCGUAUGCCGCAUUCGGGGGGCGGGAUGCCAGCAGAGGACUUGCCACAUUUUCAGUAGUUCCAGGCAAAGAUGAAUAUGAUGAUUUAAGUGAUCUUAAUACAACAGAAAUGAAUUCUAUUUUAGAGUGGGAGGAACAAUUUAAAGAACGAUACGACUACGUUGGUAAAUUAUUGAAGCCUGGUGAAGCACCAACAAAUUAUUCUGAUGAAGAAGAUGAAGGAAGUCAACAAGAAUCCGACGCUAAAUCUAAGGAUGAUUGACCAUUCAAAAAUAAAAUAAAAAGCAUACUGAUAAAUUUUAAACAUCUGUCACACAUCGAUUUUAAAACAGUGGAUAUCAUCAGCACUUGUCAAUUACCAAUUUUAAAAGUAAAGGGAUACCUCGUAAUUGUGUGAAAUAUUAUAAAUAUAUAUAUAUAUUAUAUAUACAUUUGAAAGUGGUAUUCUUAACAUGAAAACUUGCUUUGUUCAUCAUAAUAACGUGGACUCUUUCAAUACAUAAAAUAAUUUAAAAUAUGUGUACAGAUUUUCUACAAAUCUUAAAAAAAAAAUCUAUUACUUAUGAGAAUUUUAGAAAUUAUUAAUUUUAUAAUUUUAUUAAAAAAACUUUACAUUAUAUUUUAAUUAAUUAGUAAUUUUUUAUUUUUAUUCGAAUAUUAUAAAAUUUAUUAGCAAUUUAAAAAUUAAAUCAAUAUUAAAUUACUCCUAAGAUGUUUGAAAAAUAACUUCCUUUUUUUAAAAGUAUUUUAAAGCAAAUAUCUAAUAUAUAUCAACUGUUUUGAUAUUUUCCACUAUCCCUUUGUAAAAAAAAAAAAUAAUAAAUAAAUAAAAUCAAAAAGUAAAUUAAUAUUCAAAAUAUUUUUAUAAGUAUAUAAAUAAAAAAAAGUUUACAAGUUGUCAGUUUUUUAUAUCGACUUUUUUAAACUGCUAAGAUAUGUAUAAUAUAUACAGUAAUAAGUUAUAACAAACGAUUUUAUUUUGUUUCUCAAACAUCUUAGGUAAUAACUCGAAUGAAAAUAAAUUUUAAAAAUGAAACAAAUAAAAAAAAAUAUAUAUAUGUAAUCACAAAUCUAUUCUCUUAUGGCUUUUUAAAUUAAUGACUACCUCAAGGUGCGUUUUAUAAUAAAUAUUCGAAAGAAAAAAUAAAUAAAUCAUCACGCAUCUUUAGAGCGUGCACUUAUUAUUGGUAUCAUCGAACUGAAUAAUU